Messenger RNA from Callorhinus ursinus (northern fur seal), 3643 nucleotides. The record is from RefSeq and is a predicted model, not a curated record. NCBI's taxonomy places the organism in Eukaryota, Metazoa, Chordata, Mammalia, Carnivora, Otariidae.
AGAUCUGCGUCCCUUGGUCCUCUGGAUCCCAAGCAGAGGUUUAUAAAAACUCCCCAGCCGAUCCCUACGUGCCCUGGGUUGAGAACCACUGCCUCAGGGGGACGGCCCCUCUCCUGUCACCUAGAAGCUCCCACCGCAGGUCAGGGCACCUGAGCCGUGGGACUGGGGAGCGUCUGCCGCGGGUAGGAGAGAAGCACCGUGGCAGGAGGAGGCGCCCAGGCAGCGUUUCUGACGUGUUGACAGUAGCUGGGCCUUCCAUGUCUUCAGUCUUGAGCCAGAAUUCAUGCAGAGACUCUUUUCUGUUAAGGAGACAGCUGGUGGGGGUGAAGUGGGGGCAGAACCACACCUCACACUAAUGUCCUCAGACGUGGCAGUGAGGGACAGUCACCUGAGGUGACUGGGACCACAUGCCUCCUUAAUAUCUUGACUCUACGAAUGGAAAUUUAACAUCAGUUGUGGAAAACACAGAAGAGCACAAAGCGGGGGAAAGUUCUAGAUGCCCACUGCUGCUUAGGGUACCCGCUUCUGUCACCUACUGUUGUCCCUUAAUUUUUAGUAGCUGCAUGAUGUCGACAUGUCUAGUUGAACCAAUCCCCCGAAUUUUUCAAUAUUGUAACACUGGGGCGAGCAUCCUGCAUCAGACUCCAGCACAGUUUCGCACACAGUGUAAACCUGACGUGCGGAGGGGUGUCUUGGUCAUGAGUAGAAGGAUCCGCGGAAGGCUCUCCUGCUCAGACGCACCUUCUCUGCAUACUCUCCCAAUUUUAAGGUGCACUUCUAAUAGCGGGUUUCUAGAAUAUGGACAGAUGUCAUGGCAGUACAGAAACUCAACUCUUGGGUGCUUUUUUCCUCUAACAAGAGGAAUGGCCUGCUAGCUAAUGGGCAGAGAACAAAGGAGCUCCUAAUUCCAGGCAGUCCAGAGCAUAGCAAGAAAGUGUGUCACCUGAAGAUACUUGCAGAUGUGAUCUUUAAUCCUUGAGGAUUCUGGGGAAAUGGGAAAGGUGCCAAAGACAAGAGCGAUGUCCAGGCUGUCAGAAGAAGGCGAGCCCCAAGCUCCCCAGCCCUUGCAGGCUCCCGCGGCAGCCUCUUCUGAAUGCAAAGUGUUUCAGGGUCUGGGAGGGAGCACUCAGCUCUCCAGGAGCACGCUGCAGUGACAGAUGUCCCCCCGGCCCCCGUAGUUUUGCUGAGGCCCUGGUCAAGGCAACCCUGUGGGGUGUAGAGCCGCUCACCUCUGCAGGCGGAAAGAUGGGGAGCUAGAGCAGAGUCUGACCAGUAUCUCAGGAUUCGCUCCCCAGCACACCCCGGACAGUAAACUCCUUAAGGAGGCGUAGGACAGUGCUGGGGAGGGGGCCCCACCAACCUGCUCACUGGCUGCAUGACCUCCGCCACCCCUUCUCCAAGCCUCCGUGCCCCUCGUCCAUGAAAUGGGAGUUCUGGGGCCUCCGUGAGCACAGCGCCUCACACGUGGGAGCCCUAGAGUGACCAGCACAGUGGCUCUCCUCUGCGGCCUGGAGGGGACCCAACUUCUGCCUGGUGAACUGGUGGCCUCCUGAGACUCUGCCCUGUGUGGACUCCAUGAGCUGCAUGUCCUCAUGGCCCGAAUCCAAGUACGGCAGCUGGACUGCAGCUUCUCCUCUCUUCCUGUUUGCUCCCUGCCCCUUCCCCCCACCUGGGCUGCACAAAAGCUGACUGUAAAUAAAUUCCUGGCCUAGUGCUGGGCAGAAAUGGCUGCAAGUGGCCCAGGUUUCAGCAGGGCCUUGGGUGCCUCUCCCUGCCCGGCUUGGAGACGAGCUCACUGGGAAGCCAGGGGAUGCCUAAAUCCUCAGUAUGAUGCCGUGGUGCUAGGAGCAGGACACAACGGGCUGGUGGCUGCGGCGUACCUACAGAGACUGCGGGUGAACACAGCAGUCUUCGAGAGACGCCCUGGUGGGGGUGCAGCUGUCCCAGAGGAGGUCAUCCCAGGGUUUAAGUUCUCCCGAGUGUCCUACCUCCUCAGCCUGCUGAAGGAGGAGAUUUACACUGACCUAGAGCUGAAGAAAUACGGGCUGAAGCUUCAUCUUCGAAACCGCUACUCCUUCACCCCAAUGCCAGAAGAGGGCAUGGGGAGCAAGGUGCCCAGGUCCCUUCUGGGCACAGACAUGGAGGAAAACCAGAAGCAGAUUGCCCAGUUCUCACAGAAAGAUGCCCAGGCCUUUCCCAAAUAUGAGGCGUUCAUGAAUCGGUUGACAUUAGCCAUAGACCCUCUGCUGGACGCUUUCCCCGUGGACAAGGCCUUCCAGAGGGGUUCCCUGCUGCAAAGGCUCCAGUCACUUUCCACGCUCAAGCCCCUGCUGCAGGCAGGUCAUGUGCUGGGAGCCCAGCUGCCCCAGUAUUACCAGGUCCUCACAGCUCCAAUUACAAAGGUGCUGGAUUAGUGGUUUGAGUCCGAGCCUCUAAAAGCCACUCUGGCCACGGAUGCUGUGAUUGGAGCCAUGACAAGUCCCCACACUCCGGGGAGUUGGGUGAGUGCGGGGCAGGGGGUGGGGUAUGUGCUGCUCCAUCACGUGAUGGGGGGCCUGGGGGAGAUGCAGCUAGCCUGGGGCUAUGUCCAGGGCGGCAUGGGUGCCCUCUCUGAUGCCAUCUCAAGCUCAGCCACCGCACACGGAGCAAGCCUCUUCACUGAAAAGACAGUGGCUAAAGUGCUGGUGAGCAAUGAAAGGCGCGUCCAAGGAGUCAUGCUACAAGAUGGCUCGGAGGUGAGGAGCAAAGUGGUGCUGUCAAACACAUCCCCACAGGCCAGCUUCCUGAAGCUGACACCACGAACCUUCUUCCAGGAAUGGUUUCCUAAGGAGUUCGUGGAGAGGAUCUCCCAGCUGGACACCAAGUCACCUGUUACCAAGAUCAACGUGGCUGUCGACAGGCUGCCUGACUUCCUGGCGGCCCCCAGUGCUCCCGGAGGCCAGCCACUGCCCCAUCACCAGUGCCCCAUCCACCUGAACUGUGAAGACACACUCCUCCACCGGGCCUUUGAAGACGCCAUGGAUGGCCUGCCUCCCCACAGGUGGCCUCUGACCGAACUCUGCAUCCCUUCCUCGCUGGACCCCCCCCCCNNNNGCCCCGGCUGCCCUGUCCUCUCCCUCUUCACUCAGUACACGCCCUACACACUGGCUGGAGGCAAGGUGUGGGAUGAGCAGGAGAGAAACGCAUAUGCAGACAAGGUGUUCGACUGCAUCAAGGCCUACGCUCCUGGCUUCAAGGGCUCCAUGAUGGGCAGGGACUUCCUCACACCACCUGAUUUGGAGGGAAUCUUCGGGCUUCCUGGAGGGAACAUCUUCCACUGCGCCAUGACCCUGGACCAGCCCUACUUCGCCCGCCCUGCACCCCCGUACUCCAGCUACCACGGGCCCCUCCAAGACCUGUAUCUCUGCGGAAGUGGUGCCCACCCGGGAGUGGGCGUCAUGGGAGCCGCUGGACGCAAUGCAGCCCACGUCGUCUUCAGAGACCUCAGGAGCACAUCACCCUGAACCGACUCUGACCUUGAGAUUUAAGUCCCCAUUGGGUCAGCGCCCCAGGACAUGGCUGGGGGCCGACAAGCCCUCGUGCUCAAGCCACAUACAGGUUACGUGUGACACUUGUUAACCUUGCACCCCUGACUUCCUGGAUG